AUGGCCGAUGAUCCACUGAGCGAUGUGUUAUAUCAGCGAAUGUUCCGUGUGUUCUCCUAUUUUGCUGAUGCAACAACGUCGGGCGCGCUACAUCCCACGCAAGCAUCGUUUAUACUCGACGAAUUGCUACGCGAAGCUGGUCGGCCGUCCACAUCCAGAGGAAACACGUUCAGUCAUGAUUCCGUCACUUUUCGAGAGCUGUUGAAUUUGAUUGAAGUGCAAUUCGCAGAUCGAAAAGAACUCGAACCGGCAGUGGAACGAGUUUUCGAGCGUAUCGUAGGACAAGUAAUUAGAAAGGGUUUCGUCCUGUUUCGAUGUCGUGGUGGUGGUCGAAGUUGCAUGCCACGUAUGCAACGGAACAAAUGGCGAUCCGGAUGGUGUAGUAUUAGUCCGGGUGCGAUUUACCUAUGGCCGCUCGACAAACAGAUCAACAACGACAAUCGCGUCACGGCCCCGCUUGACGCUGAAACCAGAGUUUCAGAUAGUGCGGUAGAAGGUGAUCGAUUCGUAUGGGAUGUACAGUUUGGGAAACGGGUGGUGGAAUUCGCACAUUUCGACCCGCUUAUCAGCAGAGCAUUUGUGACCGAUAUACGCCUUGCAAUUGAACGACCAACUCGAUUGGCUCUACAAGAUUUUGAUCAGAAGCGAUCGCUACGAUACGACGUCGAAUAUGGGCAGCGACACUUCUGUUUCCCUGGACGACCGCAACGCGCAUUUGAUUGGAGCAGAACAGAGGGUCGACGUUGUGAUCGAGAAAUUUCCGAAAGGCAACAGCUCGAGACUGAGAAACGUCGAUUGGAAUUUGAAUUGGAACAAGAGCGAUUGGCCCUUAAAGACGAGGAAAUAGUACGAGGGUUGGCCACAAGAAUGUUAGAGGAAGAGAAACAAAAAAGCGAACAUAUGGAACGAGUGCUGGCCGAAUUACAACAUAAACUCGGUCAACGACUGGAUACGGUACUAGAAGAUGAAACACCAGCACGAAACGAAACAACAACUGGAACAGAAGUAGAACAAGAUGAUGAUGAGGACGACGAAGAAUCAUCGAUUGAGAAAAAAAAAAGUGCCAAUCACAAAAUCGAACCGGUUAAAAGAAAAUCAUCCGGUGAAUUCGUAGAAGAAAAACUUGAAAAAUCUUCAACACAGAAAAAACAAACGAGACUAUUUCUUGUGAUUCACAUUUUGAUUAUUAUUGCUGAUGAAGAUUUGAGUAAUUAG
Molecule: messenger RNA, 1215 nt
Organism: Necator americanus (New World hookworm)
Lineage: Eukaryota; Metazoa; Nematoda; Chromadorea; Rhabditida; Ancylostomatidae
Exons: 11
Coding region: 1-1215 (404 amino acids)
Source: RefSeq, a predicted model, not a curated record